AUGUCUAGGACCAUCUCCACAAACAUGGAACCCGAAAAGAAACCCGAAUUGACCCACACCACUAGUUUUUCAGAGGGUGAAAUAUGUCAUCACACCACUGAGCAUAUCCCAACUCCCAAUGUGACUCUCAUUCAAGAUGCAAUUGAAGCGAUAGGCAUGGGCCGCUACCAAUGGCGGCUGAUGGUCUCAUGCGGUUUCGGCUUCGUCGUUGAUCAGAUGCUUUUAGUUUCCAUCAGUCUCGUGAUGCCACAAGCAUCCAAGGAAUUUGCACCGCAGUAUGCAACUCUACUUUCUGCCUCUCAGUAUGCAGGAUUGGCAAUUGGCGCAAUAGCCUUCGGACUGCUAGCAGAUAUUACCGGUCGUCGUCUGUCAUGGCAGAUUUCCAUUUUUGGAGUAUCGAUCUUCACAGCUGUUGGCGCAGCCUCGCCCACUUGGGCCGUCUUGAAUGUAUUCGUGGCCAUUGCAGCGUUUUUUGGCGGUGGAAAUUUGGCAAUUGACCUGACUGUGCUCGCUGAAAGCCUCCCUCGCAAAUGGGGCUUCCUCCUAACCGGCCUUGCAUGCCUCUGGGGGCUGGGAAGCACUAUCACAGGCCUAAUAGCUUGGCCACUAGUGGUAAACUUCUGCUGCCCACAGGGCGCCACGCCAGCUACAUGCAGAAAAUCCGACAACAUGGGAUGGCGAUAUCUCUAUAUCAUUCUCGGAGUCCUCUGUCUCUUCAUGUCCAUUCUCCGUUCCUUCUCUCUACGAAUGAGCGAGUCACCAAAAUGGCUGGCCUUGCAGGGUCGGAGAGAAGAAGCUGUCGUAUCUAUUAACACGAUUAGUCGAAUCAACAAGUCCGCGUAUAGGAUGUCGAGCUCUCAACUUCACGAGGAGCAGUCAGAACCUCACAAAUCCAUGAGGGCGGCCUUUGGUAUGCUAGCGGGGCUAUUCCAAGGGAAGAGACAAGCCCGCUCUAUGAUCUGCCUCAUCCUUAUCUGGCUCCUUGUCGGGAUAGCAUACCCCGUAUACAUCGUCUUCCUAACAUACUAUCUCGAAGCACACGGUGCCAAAAUUGGCGAUGGAAGCGUCUACCAAACAUACCGCGACUGGUCAGUCUCUUCAGUAGUGGGAAUACUUGGGCCUGUGCUCAGCGGGUACCUAAUUCGAGUCCCAUUCCUCGGUCGUCGUCGUACAAUCACUUUGACAGCAUGUGCAUGUGCGAUAUUUGCGGGAUUAUUUACCACCGUGAAGAAUGAGGCUCAGAAUGUGGGAUUCUCAUGCAUGAUUAAUUUCUUUUUGAAUGCUAUGUACGGUGUUAUCUAUGGGUGA
Penicillium cataractarum is the source of this 1308-nucleotide messenger RNA. RefSeq lists its product as uncharacterized. Gene Ontology annotation, molecular function: transmembrane transporter activity. Gene Ontology annotation, biological process: transmembrane transport. The record is from RefSeq and is a predicted model, not a curated record. The transcript has 5 exons. The coding region runs from base 1 to 1308 and encodes 435 amino acids. NCBI's taxonomy places the organism in Eukaryota, Fungi, Ascomycota, Eurotiomycetes, Eurotiales, Aspergillaceae.